AUGUUCAAAAAAGAAGAUGAGAUGCCCAAGGGCGCCUUCGGGAACUUUCGAGAAGUGCAGGCCCGCCGGCGCCAGCGGCGGCGGACGGACCGGCAGGGCGCCGAGGUCGCGAAAAUCCUCGUGGCGUUCGACCGGCGCUGCGCGAAUGGCUGCGACCGCGCGGCGUUCGGGGCCAUGGUCGGCGAGGUCUUCCCGCAGCUCGGACCGCUGGACGGCGAGGCUGUUGAUGCGGCCUUCGCGGAGUGCCGGCGGCUGGCGCGGCGCGCGCCCGAGGCGCUUGUGGACGAGGACCCGCACGAGGCGGCGGUGGACCUGGACGACGUAUCCGAGGAGGACGCCGACGCGCCGCCGCCCGCGCCGCCGCCCGUCGCUGUUGUAGAGGAGGCGACGCCGCUCGCGACGCCGCGGGACGCCGCCGGCGUUUUGUUGAUUCCGCGGCACCACGCCGUCGCCGUCGCCCGCCGCUACCGCGACUUCGUGCAGCAGCGGGAUUUGAUAAAGAAGUGCUGGACCGCGUGCCGCGGCGGCGCGCGCAUCGACGCGUCCCAGCUGCAGACGGCCCUCACGGUCGCCGAGCGCAAGUUCGCCGCGGACCGGGAGCGGCGCCACCCGUCGAGCGGCGCGCAGGACGUCGAUGAGGCGACGGCCGCGGACAUUCUGGGGCGCGUCGCCUCCGACGGCGACACCUUGGAUAGGAACGACUUCCUCCACGCGUUGGUGUUGUGGCGGUCGACCGCGCGGGCGCGGGACCGGUGCGUGCGAAACGAGUCGGCGUGCUGCGUCCUGGCGUAG
Messenger RNA from Pelagomonas calceolata, 792 nucleotides. Lineage: Eukaryota; Pelagophyceae; Pelagomonadales; Pelagomonadaceae. The record is from the annotation of a GenBank genome assembly.